AGAAACACUUUUUAACAUCUGCAACAAGAUUUAGGUGAGGGGUUUGUCUACUUGCCCCGGGAAGAGAGAGAAAUAGAGAAUCUGAAGUGUAUCUUGAUCUAGGGUUUCUCAUCGACACAGACCAAAAUCUCCAUGCUUUGAACUAGGAAGGCGCAGUAUUCAUCUUGUCUUUUAUGUCUUUCAUGUCAAGCCAAAGGACUUUUCUUCCAAAAUCUGUAUCUAGCUAAGCCUAGAAUUAACCUCCGAUCUAUAUCUCUCUUUACCAUAUACUUUCUAUUUUUCUUUUGAAAUCAUUUAAAUAAGAAGAAAAAUGAUCUCAAGUAUGGAGGAAGGUGAGAAAACUGAUAGAGAAGAAGAGGAGGACGAAGGAGAAGGCCAAGAGAGUAAGGCUUCCAGCAAUAGUACAGUAGAAGAGAGCGAUAAGAAGACAAAGGUUAGGCCUUAUGUGAGAUCUAAAGUCCCUCGACUCCGGUGGACUCCUGAUCUCCAUCUUCGUUUUGUCCGCGCGGUGGAGAGGCUUGGAGGUCAAGAAAGAGCAACACCAAAGUUGGUUCGUCAGAUGAUGAACAUCAAAGGGCUUAGUAUUGCUCAUGUCAAGAGCCAUCUACAGAUGUACAGAAGCAAGAAGAUAGAUGAUCACGGUCAAGCCAUAUCUGAUGACAAAUAUCUAUUUGACACUUCCACAGAUCGAAAUAUCUAUAAACUAAGUCAGCUACCAAUGUUCCGAGGCUAUAAUCAUAACAAUGAUUCUCCAUUCAGAUAUGGAAGUAAAUUUUCAAAUGCUUCGUUGUGGAGUUCUAGCUCUCACGAAACAAACCGGAGUUUGGUAGACCAAAUUAGGCCCGGUUUAAUCCGCAGCUCAUCGGUUAGCAAUAAUAUACGUGGUAGUGAAUAUUGGACUAACAACAGGUCUUUCCAAAACAUCUACUCUUCUUCAGUCUCUAAUCACUUACCAAAACUAAGACACGAUCAUCAAGAACGGACCAAUUCAGUCAGCAUUCAAGGACACUCAUCAAGAACGUUAGAAAAGUUCCAGAUCGGCGUUGAAGAGAGAAUUAAUAUGCAUGCUUACUGUAACAAGACAACGGGAAAAAGAAACGCAAGUAAGAGCCUUGAUCUUGAUCUCGAUCUCUCUCUUAAGAUAACACAACCCGAGAAGACAGUUUCGGAAGAGACAGAAUCAGCAGCAACAACAACGGAUCAAACGUUGUCCUUGUCGUUAUGUUCGGGGUCGUCUGCAUUGAAAAAGAGCCGACUGAUCAAGACAGAUGAUGAAGAGGAUCGGACGGUUAAGAGUGGUUGUCGUCAGGCAAGUACUCUGGAUCUGACUCUAUGAAUUAUAGUUAAAGAAUGAGACAAAUUCUAAGUGAGAUCUUGAGGUACUUAUCCGAUAUUUAAAUAUUCAGUGUCCUUUGUUGUUACUUGUUUCUGUAUUUUAAGUAUUAUUAGAAAGGAAACAAAACGGUCUGAUUAUAUUAACCAUCUUGAGUUUGUUUGAUACCGCCAAUUUGUAUCGUCAUAUAUAUAAACAAAUGUUAC
This is a messenger RNA of Camelina sativa (false flax), 1539 nucleotides long. RefSeq lists its product as uncharacterized. Gene Ontology annotation, biological process: abaxial cell fate specification; regulation of DNA-templated transcription. Gene Ontology annotation, molecular function: DNA-binding transcription factor activity; transcription cis-regulatory region binding. The record is from RefSeq and is a predicted model, not a curated record. NCBI's taxonomy places the organism in Eukaryota, Viridiplantae, Streptophyta, Magnoliopsida, Brassicales, Brassicaceae.